AUGCCUCGGGAGCAGCAAGCUGGUUGCACCCUACUCCUCACAUUCCUGGGUCUGGCUGGGCUGGUUGGCGCAGUUACCAGAACAUACCACAUUGGGAUUGUGGAAGAAUACUGGAACUAUGUACCCCGCGGGAAGAACAUUAUUACUGGGAAAAGUUUCGCAGAAGACAAACUUGCGACCUUAUAUCUCGAAAGAGGGCCCAACAGGAUAGGCAGUAUUUACAAAAAGGCCAUUUACAGACAUUACACAGAUGGGACCUAUUCCACGGAGAUCCCCAAACCCUCCUGGCUUGGGUUCCUGGGCCCAAUAUUGAGGGCUGAAGUGGAUGAUGUGAUUGUCAUUCACUUGAAGAACUUCGCUUCCCGGCCCUACUCCUUGCAUCCUCAUGGUGUUUUCUACAACAAGGAUUCAGAAGGUAACUAUGAGACCCGCAUCUUCUUCCGGGACUUUUACUCUUUUUUUUUUUUAAUGUGCCUGGUAGGUGCCCUGAAUAAAUAUUCAGGGACAAGGACGGAUGUGGACCGAGAGUUUGUUAUAAUGUUCACCCUGGUGGAUGAGAACCAAAGCUGGUACCUCAACGAAAAUAUCAGACACUUCUGCACUGAUCCCAACUCAGUUGACAAGGAAGAUGCUGUUUUCCAGAGGAGUAACAAAAUGCAUGCCGGAAUGCUGGGGCAAUACAAUGUUGGCACUUGCGAACGUGUUAGCUCCCAUCCCAAGAUGAAGGGCCAACAGAGGCGCUACUUUAUUGCUGCUGAAAAAAUCCUAUGGGACUAUGGUCCUCAAGGCUACAACAAAUUCAGUGGUCUUCCCCUGAAUGCUUCUGGCAGUGACUCUGAACCCUACUUCACACAAGGAGACAACAGAAUCGGAGGAAAAUAUUGGAAGGCUCAUUACACGGAGUAUACUGAUGCAACUUUUACGCGAAGAAAGAGAGUCUCUGAGGCAGAAGCACAUCUUGGGAUUCUUGGACCCGUCAUCAAGGCAGAAGUAGGCGAUACCCUGUUGGUGACCUUCGCCAACAAAGCAGACAAGGUCUACAGUAUGCUGCCCCACGGGGUGGUUUACGACAAGACGUCCGAUGCAGCCCCGAACAUCGAUGGGUUUCUGAAACCAGGGGCACAUGUGAAGCCAGGUGAAACCUUCACCUACAGAUGGACGGUGCCCGAAAGCGUAAGCCCGACCGAUGGCGACCCACCCUGUCUGACCUAUCUUUACUUCUCAGCAGUGGAGCCCAUCAAGGACACCAGCUCUGGCCUUGUGGGGCCUCUGCUGGUCUGUAAAAGGGGCACUCUCAAUGCCGAUGGGACACAGAAAGGAAUGGACAAGGAAUUUUACCUCCUGUUCACGGUCUUUGAUGAGAAUCUGAGCAGGUAUCUUGAUGAAAACAUUCAGAAGUUUACCUGGCGACCCCUCAGUGUUGACAGAGAGGACAAAGAGUUUGUGAAAUCCAACCAGAUGCAUGCUAUUAAUGGCUAUAUGUACGGCAACCAGCCAGGCCUAAUCAUGUGCAAAAAGGAUCGAGUCUCCUGGCAUAUGAUUGGAAUGGGCACCGACACCGACAUGCAUGGCGUUGAUUUCCAGGGGAACACCAUCCAUCUCCGGGGGACGCACAGAGACACCCUGGCCCUGUUCCCCCACACCUCCACCACAGCAUUUAUGCAGCCAGAUCACGCAGGCAUUUUCAGGGUGUUUUGUUCCACGAUGCCCCACUUCAUGAGAGGCAUGAAUCAGAUCUACGAAGUCAACAGCUGCGACAAUAAGGACCUUUCUGAGCAGCCAUACGGGAUGAUAAGAACCUUUUACAUCGCUGCUGACGAGGUAGAAUGGGAUUAUGCCCCUAACAAAAACUGGGAGUUCGAAAAGCAGCACUUGGACGCAGGAGGGGAAAGGCAUGGAGACAUAUUUAUGAACCACACGGAAAAUUGGAUCGGCUCUCAGUACAAGAAGGUGGUUUACAGGGAAUACACCAACGGAGAAUUUGUGGAGAUCAAGGCCCGGCGGCCCCGCGAGCAGCACUUAGAGCUCCUGGGCCCAAUGAUUCACGCAGAGGUGGGCGAUUCCAUCCUCAUCAUCUUUAAGAACAAAGCCAGUCGGCCCUACUCCAUCUCAGCCCAAGGCGUGGAGGAUGUGGAGAGUGGGAAACAGCUCCAGGUGCCCAGCACGGAACCAGGAGAAAUAAAAACUUACAGAUGGGAUAUCCCCAAAAGGUCAGGCCCUGGGCCCUCGGACCCAAAUUGUAUUCCAUGGGUUUAUUACUCAACAGUAAACUUCAUGAAGGACACAUACAGCGGUUUGAUGGGCCCUCUGAUCACGUGCAGAGAAGGCGUGCUGAAUGAAAAGGGAAGGAGAACGGACGUGGAUUAUGAAUUUGCUCUCUUGUUUCUGGUAUUUAAUGAGAAUGAAUCCUGGUAUCUGGAUGACAAUAUAAAGAAAUACCUCAACAAGGAUCCACGGCAUUUUAAGCACACUGAUGAUUUUGAGGAGAGCAACAAAAUGCAUGCCAUUAAUGGGAAGAUUUUUGGAAAUCUCCAUGGGCUCAUAAUGAAUGAAGAUACCAUGACAAACUGGUAUUUGUUAGGAAUUGGAAGUGAAGUGGACAUACAUACCAUCCAUUAUCACGCAGAGAGCUUUCUUUUCAAAACAGAUCAGUCUUACCGAGAAGAUGUGUUUGAUCUCUUUCCCGGGACCUUCCAAACCAUCGAACUGUAUGCGGAUCACCCAGGGACGUGGCUGCUACACUGUCAUGUGUCUGACCACAUCCACGCUGGCAUGGAGACGACCUACACGGUCCUCCGGAACCUAGACAAUAUGGUCCCGUACUCUACCAAGUCUCCUUCGGAAGAAGAAGCUCACCCGGCCCCUGUGCCCUCUGAUCCCUCUGAUGAAGAACCCAAUAAGGAGAAGCUUUUUUUCUUCGGCAAGAACCUGGGUCCCAGAGGAGCCAAAGCAGCCUUGGUCAUCCUUUUCAUCAUCGGACUCAUCCUCGUGAUGGCCACGGUGACCCUCUCUCUCCGGCUCCACUCUCUGAAGAGGCAGGUGGCAUACCAGGUGGUCCAGUCCUGCGCUCUGCCCACAGAUGCUCUGUGA
Molecule: messenger RNA, 3090 nt
Organism: Echinops telfairi (small Madagascar hedgehog)
Lineage: Eukaryota; Metazoa; Chordata; Mammalia; Afrosoricida; Tenrecidae
Product: ferroxidase HEPHL1
Exons: 18
Coding region: 1-3090 (1029 amino acids)
Biological process (GO): iron ion transport
Cellular component (GO): plasma membrane
Molecular function (GO): copper ion binding; ferroxidase activity
Source: RefSeq, a predicted model, not a curated record